AUGCUGUGUGUGAUGCAGAGGCAGGUGGACAAGGAUGGAGUUGCUGAAGCAGGAACCCCAGUGAAGAAUAUCGCGCUGACCGGAGGGGGCCACAAACAAGCGGAGGAGAAGGAUGAUAAUAUCACCGCUGAGAAUAUCGCAGAGAACUGUGCUAAGGCAUUGGCGUCGUUGAAGGGCAGAAGGGAAGUUGAACGUCUGGAGAGAGUACUGUGUUAA
This is a messenger RNA of Perkinsus marinus ATCC 50983, 216 nucleotides long. RefSeq lists its product as hypothetical. The coding region runs from base 1 to 216 and encodes 71 amino acids. The record is from RefSeq and is a predicted model, not a curated record. The transcript is spliced from 2 exons. Lineage: Eukaryota; Perkinsozoa; Perkinsida; Perkinsidae.